AGCAACCCACGACCGUUUCAGCAGCCCGCUUUGCUGGAAGAGACGGCAAACAGAAACGGGGGACAACGGUGGCAAAGCCUAUUUUUGUACUCCACUUUCCCGCAAAGCACACUGCUCUUUCUUCUAAAUAUAUAUAUAAUUCUUUUUGGAGAAAUGAAGCCGCGGGCUCGCAGCUGGGUGGUGUUGUGCGUUCUCGCGCUGUUGUUCGCGCAGGCACGGGCAGCGUCCAAAAAGUGCCUUGUAACCGACAAAACGCCCUUCGUUCCUUACGGUUUAGAGCUGUGCUACAUGCAUUCGCACAAGGCGUGUUGUCUGCCGGGGUUUGAUCAAGAAAUCCAAACCGCGUACUCCAGCUUGGUGCCUAACGGGCAGGGCUGCGGGCCGGGCGGGCAGCGCAUCUACGCGUCCCUCUACGCGCUGCGGCAGUACCUCUGUCUGCCCUGCGACCCGAGUGAGCCGUCCUACCGCUUUGAGAGCGUGAAGGGCGACAUCGUCGACGGCGGAGUCGUCCCGCCGUCUGCCGGCUCCGUGGCAGGGGAGCAGACCUGGCGCAUCUGCCGCUCGUUUCUGUACGGAGCAGUCAGCACCAACGAAGGUCUCUGGGGGGAUCGCGGAUCGCGGUACGCGCAGUGUGGUGUGUUCGUGAGCUCGUGCAUGGCCACCCCGGUGUUUAACAUCACCACCGCCACCUUUGAAAAACCCAGCUCGACGUGCACGCCGGUAAACGAACUGGUAAUUCCCUCGGUCGCGUUCGCCGGUGCGUCCGACCCCGCGGUGACGAUGCUCUCAGUCAUCACGCAGAGCAUGCCGGACUUUCAGUUUGUGGUGGUGAACGACAGCGAUCCGAAGUACGACUACAACAAGACGCCGUGCUUCGGGCGAAACGAAGCCGUGGGUGUCGUGAGGCAGGGGGCUGUUUGGUUUGCUUGUCUAGUGCUGCUUGUGGUGGGUCUUCUGUGA
Leptomonas pyrrhocoris is the source of this 960-nucleotide messenger RNA. RefSeq lists its product as hypothetical. The transcript has a single exon. The coding region runs from base 154 to 960 and encodes 268 amino acids. The record is from RefSeq and is a predicted model, not a curated record. Lineage: Eukaryota; Euglenozoa; Kinetoplastea; Trypanosomatida; Trypanosomatidae.